This is a messenger RNA of Monomorium pharaonis (pharaoh ant), 7906 nucleotides long. RefSeq lists its product as uncharacterized. The record is from RefSeq and is a predicted model, not a curated record. Gene Ontology annotation, biological process: regulation of small GTPase mediated signal transduction; activation of GTPase activity. The transcript has 21 exons. Gene Ontology annotation, cellular component: cytoplasm. Lineage: Eukaryota; Metazoa; Arthropoda; Insecta; Hymenoptera; Formicidae. Gene Ontology annotation, molecular function: protein binding; GTPase activator activity. The coding region runs from base 2411 to 7225 and encodes 1604 amino acids.
AUUUUAAAUAAAUAAUUAAAUUUUUUUAUUAAAAAGUUUUACUAAAUCUGUAACUUCCAUAUGUAUUAAUUUAUUGAACAGUUUUAGACACGUUAUAUGUUCUUUUAAUUAAAAAAAAUUAUUUAAUAUACAAUAUAUUAAUAUUAAUAUAACUGCAAAAAAAUAUAAACUUUUUAAAAUUUAUUUUUCCGAGUAACAAAAAAGUUUGAUUACCCUUGAAAUUAAUUUUAAAACCAUUUUCAUAAAAUUGAUUUAAGCAUACUUCCUACAAUACUCGUCUUUAAUGUAAAGGAACUGAAAUUACGGUAGCCAAUAAGAAAUUGUUACACGGUUUUUUAAUUAUUACACUACAUUAUAAAAAAUUUUAUAUUUAGUAUGGUUUACAUCUAAUAACGAGAAAAUUAAAACUUUUAUUUUGAUUUUUUUUCAAUUUAUAUUCUUUAGAGAGAAUACCGCACUUUUUUGUGUAAUUUCUUGCGCUUUACAAACCUCAGUGCGGCUUUGGGAUGCGGCUUAAACACGGGCAAAUAAAAGUUUGUAAGCUGCGUAGUCUCGUACAUCUGUAUUUUUUUCGUGAUCUCAAAUAACAUUAAUAUAGGUAAAAAAGAGAAAAAAUUCAGUUUCUUGGUAAGAUUCGUAUUAAGAAACUUUUUUUUGUAUUUCGGAAAACAUUAUCUAAACAGUAAUAUCACUUAAUGUAAUAAUGCUUCUUUAUCUAUCUUUUACUGAAUAUUUCCAUUUCAUUUAAAUUUUUAUUAACGUUUCAUACAUUUUUUUAUAUUCAGUUUUAUAUUCAGUUACCUUUAUGUACGUGGAAAAUAUUGUUUCAUAAUAAUCCGGAAUUUUUCAAGCAAAAGAACUUUGAAAAAGCUAUCGUACUGCAAAUUUUUAUUUAGCUUAAUGGAACAAUCAAUAUUAAAUAAUUAAUAUCAAAUCAAAGAAAUAAAAUAAAGCGUUUAAAUUGAGAACAAAGAAGAACAUGAAAAUCAUGAAACUGUAAGUUUUAAUUGAGUAAUUUACAAGUAGUAUUAAUUUACAUGUUUUAACAUGUAAUAUUUUCGUAUUUUCAAGAAAGUUUAAACUUAUUUUCAAUCAAUAUUAAACGCGAGCUCGUUACUGAUGUUCGUUUGUUUGGCGGAGCGAAGUAAUUGGGGCAAGUGAAUCACUAAUUAGGUCACUUUGUGCAUAAGUAAGCCCUAUGGCUUUGACAGGGGGAUUAAUUAAUUGUUGUCCGCGCACGUUUCGGGUUCCACCUUUCAAACAAGCUGCAGUUUUUCUGUCUACAGUUCUUCUGACAAAAUUGUAAUUGCGCUUUACCGAAACGUUUUUGUUACCCAUUGAAUUACUUCUCCUGAUUCGUCUUAAACAGGCCGUUAAACUUUGUCGUUAACGACCGGCAAUAUUAGCAUACGAAUGGAUUGGAGUUGGUCGACUCACGAUUUCUCUUAACAUAAGGCUACGCAAUAGUCAAGUUUUAACGAGGUAAUACUAUUAUGACACAGAGUUUCUGAAAUGUAAUUAAUAUGGCAAAAGCUUGUAGCGAAUCGGUCUCGAGGGAAUUAUGCGAAGAUUAUGGCCAGAAGUGAGUAUUUGAAUGAAAUUUGUAGCGUUAAAGUUUGCACAUAUUUGACGUGGAUGCAGUUCUAUCAAGUUUCACUUAAUACACGAGUAUCAGAUGUGUGGGUGAAACCGGAAGUGAGAUACGUAUCCAAGUGAUGCAGAAAUUCUCACGUAAUAAUGCAUUUAUGAUAAUAUUCCACGGUUUUAAUAUUGAAUAAUUAAAAUCGCAUUUCUUCUCAUAUACACGAUGAAAUAUUAUAUUAAUUUGAUAUCACAUAGUAAAUCCGACCGGUUGUCAAACAACUGUUAAAACGUAUUGAUAAAACGUAUUAUUUUAACGUAUUAUUUUUAAAUAACGGGAUUAUUUUAUAAAACAUAUACAUUUAUAUAAUAUUAUAUCAUAUUUACGCUUUGUUUAGUUGCAGCACAUGUGCUAUUUAUUCACAAUGUUCUUGCAUUACAUUAUCAUAAUCAAACGCCAUUGUCAAUCUCUUUACAACGUCAUCGAUUUUCGAUAAUGCUUAUAAGAAACCGACGGUGGUGGUGUCGGUUUACGUAAAAACAACGUGACUCUUGUAAUUAAAAGUGAUCAUCGAUUGCUCCCAUGCUAUCUGAAGUAUCAUGCGCCUUUUCAGGAUACAGCAUCAUCGAGAGCGCGAUGCCUCUCUACAUCAACUACUUUACUAGUUACUCCGGUAGCGGUCUAUCGAAAAAAAAAAGUUUGUGUGUGUGUAUCUUUUGCAGGUCGGCCAGGCCCUUGCCAUGCGAUGUCGUUGCAGAGCCCCAGACUUCGACAUUACAGGUCGAAACAUCAAAUCAGAUAUAUGCCUUCUAAAAAAGUUUUCAGACCAUGACGGCGAUUUGCUUCGUGUGCAACCUGCCGAUCCUGAGCCAUCAGGUCGGCCUGAUAUGGCAGGGCGGAAACGGCUGGGACGACCUCGUGCGAGAGCAAGUGGAGGAGUCCACUCUGAGGCAGCGCCUGGGAACAGGCAGACGAGACUCCGCGGCGCAGAUCACGUCGAUUUCUCCGCCGAACGAGACUCAGGACUGUUCGCCAACGAACCAGCGUCGUCGGCGAUCGAGCCUCGCUCAGCUGACCGACAUCCUACGCGAAUGGGGUGGCGGUGGCACGUCCACGAAGAGGAGCGGCAACAAGCUCUGCCGGCGGGAGACCCUGGCGGACAUCGCGAAAUCCUUGCCGUGGUCGCGACAAACCACCACGGACGCCAGCCAUCUGGCCAGCCUGCGAAAGCGACGGGAGAGCUCGGUCGACAGUGGCAUCCGGAGCCAGGUGUCGAGCAAGUCCAGACGGGACUCCGCCAUCAGUGACCUUAAAAAUGACAUAGCCAGGCUCUGGAGCAAGAAAGACGUGCUGCUACCGCAGCCGCCGCCCACGGUCAUCACGCCCACGCCACGACGAGGCUCCGGCGAAUCGAAAAACUCUCGCCGUGGUUCGGGCGAGAGCGCGAGGUCCAGGAGGGACUCGGUGAUUACCGGACAAUCUCAGAGUCCUGGCGAGCGUAAGCACAACUGUCGUCAUCACAGACGUAGGCAAUCUCAGCAGUCGUUCGAUGGCGGUGGCGUCACGCCUACAAAGUAUUACAGAAGUGAUCAAAGACCGAGUGCUUCCAGUACAGACAGCGCGGGCAGUAAUACGAUUCGAGAACAUAUGGAGGCUCAAAGAAACUCCAUGGACAAGAGCGAGAGAUCGAGCAGUACCGAAACCAAGAGCCAACCAACAACAGUUUCCACUGUGAUCGAUACGAAGACGGCGGUGACGACGACGUCCUUCAUAGUCAACGGGAAGGCGUCCAUUGCCACCACGCCGAUCACCGAAUCGAGGCUAAUGACGGUCGGCACCUCGCCGAUGAUGUGUACUAUGUCGACUUUAACUGUGGACACGAGAAUGAUCGAGAGGUCCAGUUUAGACGCGUCCGUGAAUCCACCGACCAUCGUUAUGUCCUCGGUAACGCCACCGUCGAUCUCACCGACGGCCGGAAGUAGCCUCCCGCUUCCUGGCACUUCGACUUCCGGUAGCUCCAGCCCGGUCGGCUCCCCGAACGUCAACAACACACCUACGCAUCCGUUACUUUCCACUCGAAGGGAUUCGACCACGCAGGUAUGUAACUUCAAGGGUAAAGAAGUCUCGCCGAGUAAAUUGUCGAGGUUGAUACGCCAGCAUGCAGCAAUAGAUGAAUCGAUGCCACCCACAGGGCGCCGUGGCAGCCAGCCAACUUUAUCACCGGAUCCCGAAGAAGGGGGUCGGAAAGCGCGAAGGGACUCAUUGAGUCCGGAUUCUGCCUCCUACUUGCGACGUCGCGAUUCAAAAAGCCAUCUGAGUCCUGAUAGAAACGUCGAUAAGAGAGACAUCAGUCCUAUCAGACAAAGAAAAGGUCGAUUAAGAAGACAAUCCACCUCCAUGGCUGGUCGGCUACCACGAUCGCCAGAUAGUUCCUCGUGUUCAUCUAGAGAGCCCAGUCCGUGUGCCCGCGCGCCCAAUAUUCACCAUGCGCCGAUAAUACGACGGCAAUCUACUACGGAAGAGAUUCUGAUAGCGCGCGGUUUUCGACGGCAGAGUACCACCGAAGAGAUGAUACGAUGCCGCAAUUUCAGGCGACAAAGCUCUCAAAGCGACGACACGGUUCAGAGAUCUCGCGGACGAAGAGACAGUUCGGCUCAAAUCACGGAUGGCACUUUCGCAUCAAUGACAGUUGAAACAUCCAGCACUUUAUUUGACAGCAGCACUCAGACUGAACCAUCGCCGUUGUACGACAACAACCACUACCACGAGGAGUGCCUAAAAUGUAACAGCUGCGGCCUGAAUCUCACGGGACCCAAUCAAAAGCGGGCGAGACGAUUCAAGAACCAGAUACUUUGCGAUCUGCACUUUGCCGACGUGGCGCUGAUGGAGUGCUCGGACUUCAUGCAGCAGUUGCGCAGCUUCAAACCACAAAGUUUAGGCUGUGCAGUUGCGAGACGAAAGUCCUCGACCACGCUGAUCUUCCCGUUGCCACCCCAGGCGUGCUCCGACGAGUUCUGUCAAGAGUUCCCGCACAACCUGAUACCAACGCCCGGCUAUUGGAUCGAAUGCUCGCGACCACAGGUCACGUCGGACACAAUCUGGGACGAAAGUGAGAGCGAACAUGAAGGUACUGAUCCCGAACAGGCGGAGGGACAGAACGCGGAGGAGCGUUCGUCGAUGCGGAAGCAUCAGGAGAAAACCUCCUGCCUGUUCGAAGCGGAGAAUGAAGGCGACACGGACGAUCCGCCUCGAAAGAAGACCACCAUUGAGGAGCAAUGGGAAAAGAAUCAAGGUUUCGAGCUCACUUCGGUCGAACAAGAGACCUACGAGAAGUAUUUCUAUGGCUCGGAGCAUUGGAAUUACUUCACGAACGAUGAGGAUUUGGGACCGGUGAUACUCAGCAUCAAACAAGAGACGCUCAACAACCGCGACCAGUUUAGAAUUUUGGUCAGAGCCAUCAGUUACACGGUCCACGGCCUUAUCCCUGCCAGUUGUGUCUUUGCCGAUCGGUAUAAUCGAGAAGAAGUGGUACGUAGUCUCGGCAAGGAGGUGAACAUCAAUCCGCCGUUAACCUUGGGCCAAUUGCCAGAUACGCCCGAAGAACUUCUAAAGCUCGAUCAAGUUUUUAUCAAGUCCGAGCUGAAGGUGGGGAUGAUUUAUGUUCAGGAGGGUCAGUACACCGAGGAGGAGAUACUCGAUAACAACGACAACUCGCCGCUCUUCGAGGAAUUUCUGCAGAUUCUCGGGGACAAGGUCAGACUGAAGGGAUUUGACAAGUACAAAGGUGGUCUCGACACCGUACACGACUUGACGGGCCUAUAUUCUGUCUACACCAACUGGAGGGGUAUCGAGAUAAUGUUCCACGUGUCUACCUUAUUGCCUUACGAGAAACACGAUCCUCAAAAACUUCAGAGAAAAAGGCACAUUGGCAACGAUAUAGUGUGCGUCGUAUUUUUGGAAGCCGACAACACGACCUUCAGUCCAGCUUGCAUCAAGUCGCACUUUUUGCACACGUUUAUCUUGGUGCGAGUGAGUCCACGGAUAAAGCGGAAAGUUACGAGAUACGAGGUGUCCGUAGUUACGAGGGAUGAAGUUGGGGCCUACAAACCGUAUUUAUGGGAGCAAAGUGUCUUCGAAAAAGGUCCGAUGUUUCGAGAAUGGAUAUUAACGAAGAUCGUAAAUGGCGAGAGGGCGAGUUAUUCCGCGCCGAAAUUCGCGAGGAUGCAGGAACGGACGAGAAGUCAAAUGUUGGAGGAUAUCGUAGCGAAUCUCGCCAAUCACGCGGAAACCGGCCAGAUUCCGAAACCAUAUAGACGAGGUUCUUGGCGACCGAUUGGACACAUGAGACCGUCUUCACCACUGUUGGACUCGGUGCGAGAUCAGUUCGAGGAUUAUGAUCAACUCGCAAAGGACUUUACUAGGGUGUUCCUCAAUAAUUCAGCGAACAUAACGCUGAACACUAGUCUCUUCGAUGUGUCCUUCCUUGUGCCGGGACACCAAAAACAAAAAGUCCGAUUUAUCGGUGUCAGAGCGAUUCUAGCAGUAAGAAGCAGAGUGUUUCAAGAAAUGUUAUACGGAAUUCAGGCGGGUUUCGGAAGUCCGCAAGUACCGGUUGCCGAGUUGCUCGCGAGACCGGCGCCAACAUUGCUCAGUCCGCAGAAGCCGAAAAGCUCGAACUUCCUGCAAGUUCCUGACAUGGAGAGUCCUAGGCCCAAAAGUGUCCCCUCGUCGCCGAUGGUGAAGCGGGCCUUCUCACGACUGGGUACGAUCACGGCAGGCUGGGGCAGGAGCAUUCGAAAGCACGGCAGCACUCUGCAGAGCGAGGACCGAAAGCGAUGGGCCAGCUCGCAGGAUUGCAGUAAUAAGGAGGCAAAAGAUAAGGACAAACAAGCACAAUUGGCAGUGCCGCGACUCAGCGUUUGCGCGGACGCGCAGAAAGUAGAUAGAGCCAAACUAGCACAGACUGAGUUUGACAUCAUCGAGUUCGAUCCGGAGACCUUCCGAAUUCUGCUGGACUACCUGCACACCGGAUCUUGUCCGCUGACGUGUAGCAACAUACCCGGUCUGAUAUGCGCCGCGGAGCACUACGAUCUGCCGGAGCUCCUUCAGGCUUGCUUCCAUCACGCCAAGCAAUUCCUCAGGGUCGAGAUCGUUUGCGUGAUGCUGUGCGCCCUCGAGAAUUAUUACUGGCGUUACACGUCCGCUUCGGAAUUGGUCAACAUGAUUCUCGCAUUCAUCGAGACGCGGGCCGAAUUGCUCUUCAAUCACCCGGAUUUUGUUACUCUGAGCGAAUCAAUGGUGCAGAUGAUUAUGUGCCGUGGCCUCGAACUGCCGGAGGUCAAGAAGUUCGAGGCCAUGCUGACCUGGGCAAAGCACAGAAUCAAAACCAAAUCGACCAAAAUCGACGCCAAAGUCGAGUUCAAGUGCAUCAUGGACAGGCUCAGCAGGGAUCUCAAGUUACAUAAGAUAACGCCUCAUGAACUAAUUAGGAUCGUAUUACCAUCGAAGGUUAUAAAGAACGAGAGGAUCCUCGAGACUCUGAUGUACCAGGCGAAUUCAGGCAUAUAUAGAAACAUCGACAGCUGUUUGGAGGCAUAUCAGAGGAAUUUACAGGAUCAAGAAAGUUUCGACUGUGGACUAUGAAAGUUAACAAACACGCGAAAGGUGCCACAAAAACCUGAGAAACACGUAUCGAUAAAGGAGUGAUGUGUGUGAUUCUCAAGUGAUUGAAAAAUUAUUCUCUUGUAAUGUUGCGGCGCUCAUGUUGUGUUAUCGGAUGGAUUAUAUGUGAGUAAUCGACAUUCUUUUCAGUAGCAAUGACUUACAACAUUAGAAUAAUUUGGUUGCCAUUGCAACUGAUAUGUAGGAAUCGAUAAUUGUGUAUUGUGAUAAGUUUCUCCGAUAUCACACGAGGUCGUUGCUAAGCCACUCGACGAAUAAUAAGUUUUAGACAUAAUCUCGGCUCCAUUCGCGUGUACUUUAUUUGAUACUUAUAUAGUAAUUCAAUUGCAUUUGGUGACGUAUUAGCUUACCAUCCUUAUUUCGUCAUCAAAGUCAUCUGUGAAAAGGAUAAUGGUAUAAGGACGAUGUUAAUGGACGUUAAUAUACUUAACGGAGUGUUUUUGAAAGUUUCUUUAAAAUGUUACUCGAGGGAGGUCUAAAAAAUUUCGAAAGUUUUCUGUUCGAGAAUCUUUCGGGUUAUCUGGUAUAAAUGUUAGUUGAAUUGAAAUACUGAUUUAUCAAUAUAUAAAUUGGUUAAUAUAAAAGUUUAACGCAUAGAGCGAUUUCUGUACAUAAUUUUUUUCGAAUAUAAAAUUUUCUAAA